Molecule: messenger RNA, 1386 nt
Organism: Miscanthus lutarioriparius
Lineage: Eukaryota; Viridiplantae; Streptophyta; Magnoliopsida; Poales; Poaceae
Source: the annotation of a GenBank genome assembly
AUGCCGCUGCGCUGCCUUUCCGAAAAGGCGAAAACCACCGGCUGGCUCCGCGCUGCAGUCGCUGGCCGGAUUCCGGAUUCCAGGCACCAGGCUCCACUCGAGGUCGAGGCGACGGCGGUUGGCGGACGAGACGACGGCAUCCAGCCACUGGGCAAGGCAGCUGCCAUGCCACUGAUUCUAUUCUCUCGUAUCACGAGCCCGAUGCGUGCGGCAGAAGCACCCCGCACCCCCUUGGCGGCUAGGCAGCACAGCACAGGUUCUCGCAUCCUGUUCGCGGCGGUGCCCCUCAGAAUGGGGUACGCGCGGCCGGUGCCGUCGCCUGCGCCGCCGGCGCCCGUAAUGGGCAUGUGGAGCAGCGAGCCGUUCAAGGUCGACAGCGGCGGCCACGCCACCAGCGCGUCCACCGUCAUGGAGGCCGACACCAAGUUCGAGACGAGGCUAGAAGACGUUCCACAGGUAGCACUUGAGCCAGGAAGAAGUACAGACCAGGAAACAAGCAAGCCGCCAGAGAGGGUCCUGAGAAGGCUCGCGCAGAACAGAGAGGCUGCUCGGAAGAGUCGACUGCGGAAAAAGGCCUACGUCCAGCAGCUCGAGACAAGCCGGAUGAAGCUGGCCCAGUUAGAGCUGGAGCUUCAACGGGCUCGGCAGCAGGGUGCAUAUGCAAAUGGGAACAUGGGAGACUCAGCUCUCGGUUAUACAGGGUCGAUAGAUCCAGGUGUCACCGCGUUCGAGAUCGAGUACAGCCACUGGGUGGACGAGCAGAAGAGGCACACGGCGGAGCUGAUGUCGGCGCUCCAGGGGCAGCAGACGUCGGAGCUGGAGCUAAGCAUGCUGGUGGAGACGGGGCUCAACAACUACGAGCACCUUUUCAGGAUCAAGGCGAUGGCCGCCAACGUGGACGUGUUCCACGUCAUGUCGGGCAUGUGGAAGACGCCAGCCGAGAGGUUCUUCCUCUGGAUCGGCGGGUUCCGGCCGUCGGAAGUCCUCAAGAUCCUGAGCCCGCAGCUGGAGCCGCUGACGGAGCCGCAGCGCAAGCUGGUGGGCGGCCUCCAGCACACGUCGACGCAGGCGGAGGACGCCCUUUCGCAGGGCAUGGAGAAGCUGCAGCAGAACCUCGCGGAGACCCUGACGGCCGAGGCUGACCCGUUCGGCCCCCCCGACGCCUACAUGCUGCAGAUGGCCACCGCGGUGGACAGGCUGAAAGGGCUCGUCGGCUUCGUCACCCAGGCGGACCAUCUCCGGCUGACGACGCUGCAGCAGAUGCAGAAGAUCCUGACGACGCGGCAGGCGGCCAGGGGCCUCCUGGCGCUGGGCGACUACUUCCAGCGCCUCCGCACGCUGAGCUCGCUGUGGGCGGCGCGCCCGCGGGAGGCGGCGAUUAGCUAG